Messenger RNA from Perognathus longimembris pacificus (Pacific pocket mouse), 1225 nucleotides. RefSeq names its product dynein light chain Tctex-type 4-like. NCBI's taxonomy places the organism in Eukaryota, Metazoa, Chordata, Mammalia, Rodentia, Heteromyidae. The record is from RefSeq and is a predicted model, not a curated record. Gene Ontology annotation, cellular component: cytoplasm; cytoplasmic dynein complex. Gene Ontology annotation, biological process: microtubule-based movement. Bases 1 to 918 code for a protein of 305 amino acids. The transcript has 6 exons. Gene Ontology annotation, molecular function: dynein intermediate chain binding.
AUGUCUGUGCUGAGCACGCCUUCCUAUCUGUAUUCCACCUGUGUGGAGCUCACAGGCUUCGGAAAGGGAGGUGAUCGGGGAGGAACAAAGGCUGCCGCCUGGCAGGGUGUACCUAAGCUGCCCACAGGACAGUCAGCUCUGGGUGCCUGGGCUCCUGUCAGUGCCCAGCUGAGCCCUGAGGACCCAUUCUCCAACGUCCGUGAGGAGCUGGUGUAUGAAAGCCACCUGCCAGAAAUGAUGUCCCAGAAGGCCAGUCAGAACAAGGACAAGAUUUCCCAGGAGUUUCCAGACAAGAGCGUGACCUUCACAGCCUCUAGCUCCUGGGCCAAUGGGAAGAAAGUGGCUGGGCAUGCUGGCCAAGGGAGCAGCACUCCUUCACCAGGUUCUGCAUGGAGAAGGGGCGUCAGCCGUGCUCCUGGAAGUUCAGAGGCAGGAGCUGCCAAGGUCAGCCUCCGCGGCCUCCUGGCUGCACGCAGGCUGACGCGGGAACUCAAGAGUCGGACAUCUUCGAAAACAAAGGCGCAGCCCCCAGUGAGCCAUGGCUGUCCUGUCAGCAUCAUCCAGGAGCAGGUUCCCCUGUGGUCAGCCAGGCCCGAGGUGAAAUUCCCCUGUGCCCAGGCAGAGGAGCUGAUGCAGGCACACCUGCCCUCCAAGCUGGCCAGCGUGGCCUACCAUCCUGCUCUAUGUGCCCACUUGGCCACUGUUCUGAGUGUGGAGAUCCGGGACCUGGUAAAGGCUGUCACUCCGCCCCGUUACAAGAUCGUGUGCUCUGUCAGCAUUGGGAGCAAGGGGCAGGCGGAUGUGGUGGUCUCCAGCCAAAGCCUGUGGGACCCGCACACAGAUUGCUGUGCCACCUCCUGUUACGUGAACCCCACCCUCUUCUGUGUGGCAUUGGUACACGCCAUCUAUUUGGAGUGAGCCCUGUGGGAUGAGGGACUGGGAUCCUUUUGGGGUCCCACACCAAAGCCUGGCCUGGGGACUCAGACCCUGCCCUGCCAGUCAGUGCCCGUUUGAGUAAGGCCAGCGGCAACCACCACUCAUAGCCAAUCAGAGAAGAAAAGGCCCAUGACACUUGUUCCCUGACCCUUCCACCGGCCACCCAGACCACACACACUGUGGCGCUCCUCUGCCUCUGGCCAGGAGCAUGUCAGCCACGUGCUGCUCCCAGCUGGAUGUAGAGAUCAGAAGCUCUCAACAGCAGCUAUCAAUGUCUUUGAUUAAUAAA